Messenger RNA from Oncorhynchus kisutch (coho salmon), 816 nucleotides. Its product is annotated as histone H3-like. Lineage: Eukaryota; Metazoa; Chordata; Actinopteri; Salmoniformes; Salmonidae. Gene Ontology annotation, molecular function: protein heterodimerization activity; structural constituent of chromatin; DNA binding. The transcript is spliced from 2 exons. The record is from RefSeq and is a predicted model, not a curated record. The coding region runs from base 1 to 816 and encodes 271 amino acids. Gene Ontology annotation, cellular component: nucleosome.
AUGGCCAGAACCAAGCAAACCGCUCGCAAAUCCACCGGUGGCAAAGCACCCAGGAAGCAGCUCGCCACCAAGGCUGCGCGCAAGAGCGCCCCGGGCACCGGCGGCGUGAAGAAGCCUCACCGUUACAGGCCCGGCACCGUGGCUCUUAGAGAGAUCCGUCGUUACCAGAAGUCCACUGAGCUGCUGAUCCGCAAACUGCCUUUCCAGCGCCUGGUGCGAGAAAUUGCCCAGGACUUUAAGACCGACCUGCGCUUCCAGAGUUCCGCAGUGAUGGCCCUGCAGGAAGCAAGCGAGGCUUACCUUGUCGGCCUGUUCGAGGACACCAACCUGUGCGCCAUCCACGCCAAGAGGGUGACCAUCAUGCCCAAGGACAUCCAGCUGGCCCGUCGUAUUCGCGGAAGCGCCAUGGCCAGAACCAAGCAAACCGCUCGCAAAUCCACCGGUGGCAAAGCACCCAGGAAGCAGCUCGCCACCAAGGCUGCGCGCAAGAGCGCCCCGGCCACCGGCGGCGUGAAGAAGCCUCACCGUUACAGGCCCGGCACCGUGGCUCUUAGAGAGAUCCGUCGUUACCAGAAGUCCACUGAGCUGCUGAUCCGCAAACUGCCUUUCCAGCGCCUGGUGCGAGAAAUUGCCCAGGACUUUAAGACCGACCUGCGCUUCCAGAGUUCCGCAGUGAUGGCCCUGCAGGAAGCAAGCGAGGCUUACCUGGUCGGCCUGUUCGAGGACACCAACCUGUGCGCCAUCCACGCCAAGAGGGUGACCAUCAUGCCCAAGGACAUCCAGCUGGCCCGUCGUAUUCGCGGAGAGCGCGCAUAA